Molecule: messenger RNA, 1826 nt
Organism: Populus trichocarpa (black cottonwood)
Lineage: Eukaryota; Viridiplantae; Streptophyta; Magnoliopsida; Malpighiales; Salicaceae
Exons: 4
Coding region: 212-1513 (433 amino acids)
Source: RefSeq, a predicted model, not a curated record
GCCGCUCCUUUUUUCUUUUUCUUUUUCUUUUUCCUUUUUUGUUCUGCCUAUAAAUAUACUGUUCCAAACGCGAUCAUGAACUAGAAAAAAUCGUUACAAGAUCUGUGUUUUCUAGUUGAAACAGUUUCUGUAAUCUUUACAACACUCUCGCUCCUUCUCAAUCCCCGAGUCUGGUCUUCCCAUUCUCUCUCGAGUCUCAAAUCAGACGUCUAUGGAAGAAAACAACAACAGAGAGUCAUUAAUAAACCGUAACAAUAAAUUAUCUCGAAGUCAAUCGCAUGCGUACGAUGAAUUGAAAAGCUUCAGAUCAUACCUUCGAUGGAUGUGCGUAGACCAAUCAAGCAUGGGAACAGCAUGUCUAUCAUGGACCAUGUUCGUUUUAUUUGGCCUUGUUGUGCCUGCAACAUCACAUUUCGUGCUGGCUUGUUCCAGUUGUGAUAGCAGGCAUGGAAGGCCUUACGACAGUGUCGUGCAAUUGUCAUUGAGUAGCGUUGCCACACUCUCCUUUGUUUGCUUAUCAAGAUUUGUCAGAAAGUAUGGCCUGAGGAGGUUCUUGUUCUUUGAUAAGCUUUGGGAUGAGAGCGAGACGGUCAGAAGAGGCUACACCAAUCAGCUCAACAGUUCAUUGAAGCUUCUGUUGAUCUUUGUCAUUCCAUGCUUUGUAGCAGAAUGUGCAUACAAGAUAUGGUGGUAUGCAUCUGGCGCUUCACAAAUCCCAUUCUUGGGCAAUGUGGUUCUUAGCGACACUGUAGCUUGCAUAAUGGAACUGUGCUCUUGGCUUUAUCGCACAAUAGUAAUCUUCUUAGUGUGCGUUCUAUUCCAUCUGAUAUGUCACCUCCAGAUCCUACGGCUCCAGGACUUCGCUCGAGUCUUCCAAGUGGACUCUGAUGUGGGUUCUGUAUUGUCGGAGCACUUCAGGAUCAGAAGGCACUUGAGGAUCAUCAGCCAUCGUUACCGUGGAUUUGUUCUAUGCUCCUUGAUUUUGAUAACUGGGAGCCAGUUUUCUUCAUUGCUCAUAACAACUAAGGCUCAUGCUGUUGUUGACAUUUAUAGAGCUGGAGAGCUUGCGCUCUGCUCUAUAACUCUUGUCACAGGGCUCCUCAUAAUAUUGCGCAGUGCAACAAAAAUCACACACAAGGCACAAGCUGUUACUAGCCUAGCAGCCAAGUGGCAUAUUUGUGCAACGCUAGACACAUUUGAUGCAACCGAGGGUGAAACUCCAAGGCAUGAUAGUGGCCAAGUCUUUCCAGUUGUGGGCACUGACGGGGAAUCAGAUGGAGAUGAUGCUGGUGAUGAAGAAGAUGAAUUGGACAAUUCUAAGUUGAUUCCAGCCUAUGCUUAUAGUACCAUCUCAUUCCAGAAGAGACAAGCUUUAGUGACCUACUUUGAGAACAACAGAGCCGGGAUUACCGUGUAUGGCUUCAUCCUUGACAGGAGUACACUGCACUCGAUUUUUGGUGUUGAGUUAGCUCUGGUCCUAUGGUUGCUAGGAAAGACGAUUGGUAUUUCUUAAGGGAAAAAAACAAAACAAAACACUUUACUGCUUUGAGGGUUAUUAAUUUUGUUGUGCCCAAGUUCCAUGGAAGGAUCGUGCAGAGAAACAGGGAUGGAGGUAGUUCUUGAGAGGGAUUUGUUUAUGUUUCCUUUUUUUCCUUCCCGUGGCUUCUUUCACCUGCGCUCAAUCCGUUUCUUACUCUUUUUUUUUUUUUUUUUAUCUGGGUUGUUCAUUGCCCCGUGUGUUAUUGUGUAAUUCUCUUGUCAGGUAAAAAAAAUAUAUUAUUUUUUAGUAAAAAUAAAAAUCGGAAGUCUUUUCUGGAUUUUUCAAA